GAAAGAUAGUCUUUAAGAAUUAAAUAUGUCAAUAUUAUGUUAUAAUUUACAUCAUGCUGUGCCUCACGGCUGUGCUUCCUAUAAGCUUUCAGUACAUGUUGACCCGCUGAAGUUUGUUUCUUAUUCCUACAAGGAUGUCACCAUCAAACCUAUGUGUUAAUGAAGACAAGUUAAAUAUUUUUGCUUGGUUAAUGAUUGUUCUUGGUGUCAGUACUUUCAUUUCUUCGUUUUAUUACAACGUAGCUUUGUAUGGAAGAUAUGGUUCCACUUAUAAUGGCAUUUCUGUAAAUGCUAGCGUUGCAUGGUUGCUACAAGAGGCGCCAGCGUUCAUUGUACCAGUUUUAUUGCUCUGUAUGUCUGAUGAUAAAAAAGAAAUAGCGACGCUGCAAGUCUCACCGAAUGUUGUUAUACUUUCUAUGUUCUUGCUGCAUUAUUUCAGAAGAUCCUUCAUCUAUCCAUUUUGGAUUAAGAAUACCGCUCCUUCACCAAUAACAAUCUUCAUAAGUUCUUUUGUGUUCUGCGCUUGCAAUGGCUACAUGCAAGGUGAAUAUCAUGUGCAUUGCGCUCGUUAUCACGAAGAAUGGUUUUAUACCUACCAGUUUGUUCUGGGAAGUUUAUUGUUCUUUGUGGGAUUUGUCAUCAACACAUAUGGAGAUUAUGUCGUGACCCACCUUCGCAAACCAGGCGAGACUGGCCACAAAAUACCGCGAGGUGGACUCUUUGAGUAUAUUUCAUGUCCAAACUUCUUCGGGGAAAUAGUAGAAUGGGGUGGUUAUGCCUUGGCAUCAUCUUCGUUCGUCGCAUUUGCUUUUUUCUUCAACUCUGCGAUUGUAGUCGGAGCUCGUGCUCUGUAUCAUCACAGUUUUUAUUACAAGAAGUUUGAAGAUUAUCCAAAGAAUCGGAAGGCCCUGAUACCAUUUAUUUUGUGACAGGGUCUUGUUUGAAUCACAAUUUUUGAGUACCUAAAAUAAUUAGUUAAAGUAGACGAUAGCUGUAGAGUACUUGUUGUUAUACCUUUGCAAUAAGCUAUUUUGUAUUCUUGUAAAAAAGCACUUGACGUGUCUCAUGGAGG
Messenger RNA from Dendronephthya gigantea, 1072 nucleotides. RefSeq names its product 3-oxo-5-alpha-steroid 4-dehydrogenase 1-like. Gene Ontology annotation, molecular function: 3-oxo-5-alpha-steroid 4-dehydrogenase activity. Gene Ontology annotation, biological process: steroid biosynthetic process. NCBI's taxonomy places the organism in Eukaryota, Metazoa, Cnidaria, Anthozoa, Malacalcyonacea, Nephtheidae. Gene Ontology annotation, cellular component: membrane. The transcript has 4 exons. Bases 135 to 929 code for a protein of 264 amino acids. The record is from RefSeq and is a predicted model, not a curated record.